Letharia lupina is the source of this 498-nucleotide messenger RNA. RefSeq lists its product as uncharacterized. The record is from RefSeq and is a predicted model, not a curated record. NCBI's taxonomy places the organism in Eukaryota, Fungi, Ascomycota, Lecanoromycetes, Lecanorales, Parmeliaceae. The transcript is spliced from 2 exons. Bases 1 to 498 code for a protein of 165 amino acids.
AUGUCUCAUCCUACCCCGCUCACCUCGCUUCAGGAACAAAUGACACAAAUGAUGGAAAUGAUAAGAUCCAUGCCAGCUCAGCAAUCCACUCAGUCAGCCACUCAGCCAGCUACUCAGCAAGUCACUCAGCCACCUCACCAAUCCACUCAGUCAGCCACUCAGCUAGCCACUCAGUCUGAUACUCUACAAGAGGAGGAGCAAGAGGAGGAACUACAACAGGCAAAUGCGGAGAACACUGCGGAGAAACCAAGCGGCAACAAGGCCACCAUCGUCAAGAACACGGCUCACGUCUCCACAAUCCCACGUCAAGUCAUCACUCAGCAAAUGGAGAAUACCACUACAAUCUGGCCUGCUAUCUCUGCAUGCCUGGGCAAUAUCACAUUGUGGUACAUCACUGCAAUGAGCACACAAGAGAAGGAUCUACUGCGUCGAUCACAGCCAAUUGGACCUCUGCAGGCAAGGGUCACCUAUCGGACGAUGCAUAUUUGGACGAAUUGA